Molecule: messenger RNA, 7831 nt
Organism: Cyclopterus lumpus (lumpfish)
Lineage: Eukaryota; Metazoa; Chordata; Actinopteri; Perciformes; Cyclopteridae
Gene: tbc1d5
Product: TBC1 domain family, member 5
Exons: 23
Coding region: 4241-6868 (875 amino acids)
Biological process (GO): activation of GTPase activity
Molecular function (GO): GTPase activator activity
Source: RefSeq, a predicted model, not a curated record
ACCACACUAGGAGCCCACACCGGGUUAUGACGACUGUGCGGCAUUACGUACACGUAUAUUCGCCUGUGUUUGUGUGUGUUUAUCGUGGCUUACAGCAGCAUCUGUGUGUCGGAAGUGAAGACGGGGCCCGUGCUUCGGGUCGGUUACAACUUGCUAGCAGCCAGGCUAACGUCACACUGUCUCACCUGCCUUCCGUCACACGUCAUCGUGUCAAGUCAACACCGGCAACCCGAGCUCGACGUCGUACGUGUAUUGACCUCGCCGCGCCUUCAUUUGUCGUGUUUUAGCCGACACGGGACAUCAGCUAGCGUAGCGGUUCACUGGCGCUUUGCCCUGCUCCGAUAAUCCUUCUGCUCCGUCACCACCCGCUGUGCACGAAAGACGGACAACUGCGUGCGUUUUGUCGUCAAAAUGAUCGACGCAUUGUCAGUGCUGGCUAUCAACUAUGACGCCGAGCCAUUCAGGUCACUGCAGAGGUUUGGUGACACGCAGCACUGGCUGCCUGGUUCACACAGCUCUCUCGACACUUCCACGAACCAGUAAAGUACAACAUACAUGUGCGAAGAUAGUAUAAACUGAAUUUUUGCAGGCUUUUUUAAAAAUUAUUAUUAGAGGGGAAACGCUUCUUGACUAGAGACACAAGAGGAGAAAGGAGGGGCACUGACUCAAAGGUGAAGCUGACCUGGCUAUUGAUUUGGGAGACGAUUGGUGACCUUUACUACACGUGUCUGCAUUGACAAGUAGAGUGUGAGGAAAUAGGUUGUAGGUCAGUCAGUUUGUGACACUGAGCUUCAGUCUGUUCCUGCAAACCACUGAGUGUUCCUGCACAUUUUAAAUAUUUCUUCUUUUUGUUCUUCCUGCAAUGCAGUUCUUCCCCUGGUGCAGCGAGUCCAAACCUUUUUGAGGUUUAUUAGAAUAAAUGUACUUCUGAGCACUGGUUGCACAAGGCUGUGAGCUGUGAGCAGCUCUACAGCAAUUUUACAACAAAAAGUUAGGAUUAGAAUAAAGUCUGAACAUAUCUUGUUGAUUUUAUUACGUCCCCUUAGUUUUAUCUUGUCACUCCUUGUGGAGUUCUAUAUUACUUAACUUUUAUUUUUUUUAUAUACUCCAUUAGAUCCCAUUGAGAUACAAUAUCUCUCAAGAUGAGCAAGUACAAACGGGGACAGAUCACAAAAACAUAACAAAAAACAACAGACGAAUAAUAGCACUUGUUAAAAGCAACAACAUUGUUCUGUAAAAACUGAUUUUAAAGUACUUUCAAACAUUGCAAGACUAGAAGCCCCAGGGGUUAGGAAACAUUGCUCUAGUUUUUGUAUACAGACAGGUAUUUGUCAGCUUUAAUCUCUCGUCACGUAUUCGGUGUUCGAAUCAGUCAAGACCCAGCAAGUUCCCAGUGUUUUGCCGAGGUUAAGGUCAUGCUUGUUCCCAGUCUGUUGCGGAGCAUGUGACUGUGACGGCUCCGGGGCUCUUGCUGUGUGCUGAAGUCGAGGCAUGUGAGUUCGUUUAGCUUGUUUCACUUUGACGAAACUGCAAUCUGCAGCGCCGACUGUAGCUGCCAGUGCCGGCUCCCCUCAUCGCCGUCUGCAGGAUCCUGUUUGAAUAUUCAUCCUCUAAAGAGCCCAUGUACUGAUUUAUUUUUCUGAAUCUAUUUUACAUAAGACUGCUUUGACUGGCACGUGCAAACACAGACUAGGGUACUGGUUCAUCAAAUUACUUAUUUGUAUUACUCAAUAGGAAAUUGUCAUUUCCAGACUGUCGCCUGUUUUCUGUGUAGCUACAGUAAUUUAGUCAGAUUCCUCAAAAUGGACAUUCUGCUGGCCCUUCAGCAAAACAUUUAAUACAGUUUAAUCUGGUUUUAGUUUUAGAAUAGUUUAGCCUUUGUGCCAAUGAGUAUGAAGCGGGCUGAGGCUUGAAUGAGGGAGCAUGUGGUUAUCCAGCCGAAGUAUGAACAAAACCUUCCUCUUCAUUUUGAAGAAGAGAGGAACGUAAAUGUUGAGUUGAACCCUCUUGCUGAUCUGAGGCACUGAAAUAUUCUCAGGGCCCACAAGAAUGUGAUGCUCAUUUGGCUUUGAUCAAGUGUGAAAACCGUGGGGGGGAGUUUGAGUCUCAAAUACUGUGAUAUUUAUGUCCGCUUUCCGAUUUGAAUGUGUGUUAAAUUAAAGGGAAGUGAAAUGUUUUGUAGCGCACAUUUGGGUUUAUUGAAGGAAGGGGUUCAGGGCUCUCUGACUUUGGUAUGCUUUCAGUUUGCUUGAUGCAGCCUAAAACAUUGCUUUUGCUCCUUUUUAAAAAAAAUCAUGUUUGAGGCAAUAACUUUGAAAAAGAAAGUGGUUGAGACCUCUAAACAAGAUAAUGCAAUGGCUGCAGUUCGGAUUGAGCUUCUCACGCUGCUGUUGUAAAUCCCAGGAACACAUCUUCCACCUCAGAACAGAUGGACGCAGUGUUAUUUGUCUGUUGAUUUAUUUAUGCAUUUCAUUAUGUAUUGAUUUGAUUAUUUCAUGAAAGAAUACGUGUUUUGAAUUAUUGAGGUGUCUCCAGGUGCUGUGCAUUAAAUUAUGCAGAAGCUAAUUUGCCUUGAUUAUUAUGUAGUAAAGUUAGGAUGUCGUUUGACUCUGGGAAGAAGUAAUGAAGGCAGCAGAAGGCUAAGAGAAGACUCGCUUCAGGCAAGAAGACUGCUAACACGUCAAGGCCUUGACUCUUAUACCCGCAUCAUCCUUCAUUCACCUCACAAAGGCUGACGCACACAAGACGUGCCGCCUCAAAAGCACAAGGGACAGUGAGAGAUCUGAGGAGGCCUCUUUAGAAAGUUGAGAAUUACUUUUUAUUUUUGGAAAGAAGGGGCAAAGUGUAGAUGUGGUUGCAGGCCUGUAGGGACAAAUGUUCCUCAAAAUAUCGUUUGACACUUUGUACAAUGCCAAUUUUAGUAAGACAGCGAUAAUAUGACUUCAUAUUCUUUGUGAGGUGAGUCCUGUUCUAUAUGUAGUUGCUCAGGAGAGUUUGAUAAAUCUUUCAUGGCACUCGUUCAAAGUAAAACUAAGACAACAUGCUAUUGUUGGAUACCUUCCUCUGUCUUUCCCUAUAGUUAUGGAUUAGUUACGAUUAUUUAAUGGGAUAAUAUCCUUUUUAUGAGGGGAGGGAGAACAAAACCCUCUGACUUAAAGAGAGCAUUAGUCUUUGAGGAGAACAGAUGUUUCCUAAGAAAACAGACGCAUACAUUAUGCAUAUAAAAUUAUUUCUAUUUUGAUGGCAUGUGUAGCUGAUUUAUCGAGCUGUGUCCCAUUCACAUGGUUAAUUGGUUUAAGAGAUGCCUUUGUUGUGUUAUUUCCACAAUUAAUAAAGCGAAAGGAAACAUAAUGCUAAUGUGGAAGUGUGCUAUUCUGUAGGCCUGUGUAUUAGGCUAACCAUAUCCAUAAACGUGGAAUAAUCCCAAGCCGGAUAAAGAAUGGAGGAAGAAUUGUUUAACCUAGAUACACAGAAAGUUUAACUUUUCUCAUAACUGAGUGUUGGCAGAGUAGCAUUGGAUGUACCUGCUACUAACUAUUACAAUGUUGAUUUUUAAGUGAACUAUCCUCCUUUGUCUGUUGCCCAACUAGAAAAUGUGAGCAAAAAUUAUUAUAAAUACAUUUUAACAUGUACAUCUCCCAAUGUCUUGAUUUAUAGAUUAAUAGUUUUAUUCAACUAAAAUGUCAAAUAAUUCCUGAGCCCAAGGUGGCAUCCCCAUGUUUUUUUGCUUUGGCCACAAUCCAAAGAUACUUACAGGUAAAAUAAUCACACAUUGGAAAAGCUGGAACCAGAGAAUAUUUUUUAAAAGUUAUGCUUGAAAAGUCACUUAAACUUAUUAAGUUUGAGUCACAAUACUCAAAAUAUUCAGAAUUGUUGAGUCAUUUUUGUUCUAUCACAGCACAGUGUUGCCAACUCUUCUCCGGUGAAAGCAGCAAGAAGCAGGAGCUCCAAACAUCCCUCUAUUUAGCAAGAUAAUUGCCAGAUUGUCAACACUACAGCCCGUCAUUUGACCUCCUCCCUCUAAAGGCACUUCCUCAAAAGGAUCAUUAUGAACGUAAACAUAUCGUAAUGAACGCAGACAUCAAACGGGUCCAGUUUUUACAUUCUUGUCCAAAUGAAAUGAUAGUUAGAUAUCAAAUAUUUAUGAAUGAGCUAUUCUAAGAUAUAAGAGUCAUUAUUUUCUUCUGAGUCUUGGCAGAGAAGAAUCAAGAGGCUGUUACAAUCCGGCUGGGUCGCGGCCAUGCAGCACCCUAAUUUCGAGACCCCCCACCCGCUGCAGACAGACGAGCAGCAGGAGACGGGCUUUGACCCGCUCAAUAAUUUCAACAAGAACCGCAGCAGAGGAUCUCUUGACAGCAGCACUUACUCACAGUCUCAGUCAACCUUCCUCUCAUACAGGAAAGAAUGGGACGACUUGUUCCUCAACAGUAAUUACCUGGCCAGGAUUCGGCAGGCAGGCAUCAAUGGUCGACUGAGGAGCAGCCGCUUUCGGAGCGUGUGCUGGAAGUUGUACCUUGAGGCUCUUCCAGAAGACAAGGCUCAGUGGAUCAACAAGACCAAGGAGCACCGGGCCCAGUAUGAGAAAAUCAAAGAGACGCACAUCACUAACCCUCGCAAAGCUGCAACCCAGCAGGAUCUGGUUGUCAACAACCCGCUGUCACAGGAUGAGGGGAGCCUGUGGAACAGGUUUUUCCAAGAUAAAGAUCUGAAGGGGAUGAUCAAGCAGGACGUGUUGAGAACGUUCCCAGAGAUUCGUUACUUCCAGGACGACGACGUGAGGACCAAGCUGACUGACAUUCUCUUCUGUUUUGCCAGAGAAAAUGAGCAGCUGCUGUAUAAACAGGGGAUGCACGAGUUGCUAGCUCCCAUAGUGUUUGUGCUGCACUGUGACCAUCAAGCCUUCCAGCAUGCCAGCGAGACGGCCAGCCCCAGUGAGGAGAUGAAGUGUCUUUUAAACCCGGAGUAUCUUGAGCAUGAUGCCUAUGCCUUGUUCUCUCAGCUGAUGGAGACAGCAGAGCCGUGGUUCUCCAGCUAUGAGAGGGAAGUGAGGAAGGGUAAGGACGAGAUGCUGACCAGCAUCCCGUUCGCUCGGCCCCAGGACUCGGGGCCGUCUGUUGCCAUAGUGACCAAAGUCAACCGCAUCCAGGACCUGCUGGUGAAGAAGAACGACAUUGAACUACACAUGCACCUCAACCGGCUGGAGAUUGCCCCGCAAAUUUAUGGCAUCCGGUGGGUACGUCUGUUGUUCGGCCGCGAGUUCCCGCUCCAGGACCUGCUGGUGAUGUGGGAUGCCCUCUUUGCUGACAGCAUCACUCUGGACCUGGUCGACUACAUCUUUGUGGCUAUGCUGCUCUACAUCCGAGACGCUCUCAUUGCUAGUAACUUCCAGACCUGCCUUGGCCUGCUAAUGCACUACCCUCCGUUAGGAGACAUCAACUCCCUGCUGCAAAAGGCUCUAUUCCUCCGAGAUCCCAAAAACUAUCCGAGACCGGUCAACUACCAGUUCCAGCAGAACCUGGAUUACUAUAAAACAAGGGGAGCUGACCUGAUGAACAAGACACGCUCUGGUCCCAGUACAAAAACAGCCCCGCUCAACAUCAACAAGGUCUCCAGCAGCCUGCUGAGCUUCGGCAGGAAGCUCAUCUCUCCGGCGAUAUCGGGCGGGUCUGGCGGCAUCUCUCCAAUCAACAGCGAGGUACAUUCCUCCUCGUCUUCCUCCUCGUCAACUUCCCCCGCAUCGGCACCAGCGCCCGCCCUGUCUCACCCGCUGGCUGGGCCCUCGCCAGGCCAAGCCCCACUGCAGCCCCAGAGCCACGCCCAGACUCAGCACUACCGCCUGCUCAAGUCCGAGAGCAUGCCUGUCCACCUCAGCAAAGAUGUAGUUUCAGGUGGAGUCUCUCAGGACUCUCUCCCAGCCCAGACUCACACUGACACACAAGGCCAAAGCUCCAGGACUGUUAGCUCCUCCCCCAGCAUAGAAAGCCUCUCUGGUGGGCGGCCUCAGUCCACCGCCUCCCCGCCUCUGCCCCCCUCCAGAGGGAGUGAUGUCGGCACUUCAUCUCCGCCCCUUUCCGCCACCAAGAAGGACUUGUUCUUCAACAUCACUCGCUCUCGCUCCCACAGCAAGACCAUGGGCAAGAAAGAGUCGGAGGAGGACCUGGAAGCUCAGGUAUCAUUCCUGCAGGGCCAGAUCAACGAUUUGGAGGCCAUGAGCAAAUACUGUGCCAAGAUGAUGAACACUCACAUCUGUAAUAUCCAAGAAGUGAUUCUCCAAGAACACCUGGAGAAAGAGGAUGAGGUCCUGGUGUCACUGGCUGGACUUAAACAGGUCAAAGACAUCCUUAAGGGAGCGCUGCGCUUCAACCAAAGCCAGCUGGAGGCCGAGGAGAACGAGGUGAUCUCCAUCGCUGAUGAUCACUACACCACCACAGCCACCGCUGAAACUGCUCCGAGGGCCAACAACCCCUGCGUUGACCACCACCAACAAGGAAACGGCAGACAGAGCCAGGACUCUGAUCUGGACGCGAGGAUAGUGAGCACUGAUGAAGAGGAAGAGCAGGCGUCGGCCCCACCUGAGCAACCGGUGGUAUCCUGCCUUGGCUCCGAGGGUAAGAACUGGGACGACUACAUCCUUGUGUGCCAGGACGGAGACCUGGCUGCUGCCGAUAGGGAAGGACAGGCUGCAACCGAGCGCACCCCUCCGAUCAGGCGAGGCCGCGGCUUGGUGCGAAUGGAGCCUGAGGGUGCGGCCGGGACCUUCCAUGACCCCCUGAUGGCCGGCACCACCUCGGGCUCUUCCAGCCCAGACGAGGGCUCCACCCACAGCAAGGACUCUGACUUCACCAUUGUUAACCCAAACGACCUGUGAACGAGCCAACCACUCCUCCCUCUGCUCUUCUUUAUACCUGUCAUAUCCCAUUCAUAGGAUGUGAUUUAAAAAAAUAAAAAUUAAGAAAAACUGACAUGGGAUUAGAGGGUAGAAUCUGCAGCUUUUGAUGGAGCACUGCCGGAGCUGCUGUCAGCAAAAAAAAAAAAAUGCACAUUUGAACUGUGACACUUCCAGUCGUAAAUACCUUGUACUCUGUCUCUUUAUCUGUCAUCUGUGCCACUUCAGCCUUGUCUAAGCUGAUGCUGUAUGCUAUGUCAUUUACAUGAUGCCCGUUUCCUCAAUAUGUUGGGUCCUGUCACACAUGAUAUUUAAUUGUAGCACCCUACUCCACCAGAGAGGGUGCCAUUGCACUGCUUACCCUGUCACGACAUGAUUACUCUGUUGGACCUCAACUGCAAUUUCUAUCCAGGGGAGGACUCUCUCCUCCCGAGAUUACUGUAAUGAUUAGGAGUGUGAUACUCUGAUUCUUCUGAAUGUGGAGAUCUGGCCAUACCUGUGUCUGUGUCUGUAUAUGUCUAUGUCCUUACAGAGGAAGCUCUCUUCUGAUACUCAAAGAAAAGGAUGACGUCCUCCUUAUCGAGGGCAGUGUCCGUCCCCCUCCUGAACCAGUGCCUCUGACCAUUAUUCGUCUCUCAACCAAACAAAACCUAACUGUGAUCAUAUUCUUUUUGUUCGCUUACUUUUAAGAGAAUACUUUUAACCCUUAGUUUAAAUUCCUUGAUGAAAAUGAUUAAAUCAUACGGUAUUUUUUUUUUUUAAUUUUUAUAAAUGAUUCCAAUGUGGACAUUUUAAUGUGGUAAUCGACAGUUUGCUUUUCUCACAUUAUAACGGACUUGUUCUCGUGUCCUGUGGAAACCAUGUAAAGCGGCGCACGCAAAGAAUGUCCCACAGCUGCCCAUUCAGCGUAAUUAACUCAAGACCAAUAAAACUACUUUGCUCUUA